AUGAUGGGGUAUUUGGGGUGGGGGGUUUUGGGUGGUGGAGAUGUGUGGUUUGGGGGGUUAGGUGAGGGAAGAUAUGGGGGUGGGAUUGGGGGGUGUUGUUGGUUGGGUUGGGGGGGGGUUGGGGGGGGUGUUUGGGGAGGAGGGUGUUGGGGUAAUGGGAUUUUGUGGGUGGGGGUGGAUUUUGGGGGGUUGGUGGGGUAUGGGGAGGGUUGUGGGGGGGUGGGGGUAGAUUGGGGAGGGUGUUAUUGUGGGGGGUGGUGGUUUGGGGGGUGGUUUGGGGGUGGGGGGGUGGGGUUUUUUGUUGGUAGUGGGUUUGGGGUUGGUGUGGUGUGUUGGUGGUUGGGGGGGGUGGGGGGUGGGUUGGGGUGGGGGGGGGGUGGGGGGGGGUGGGGGGGUGUGGGGGGGUGGGGGUUGUGGGGGUGUGGGUUUGUGGGGUUUGUAGGGUUGGUGUUUGUGGUGGUGGGGGGGUGGGGGGGGGUGUGGGUGGUUGGGGGGGGUGUUUGUUGUUGUGUUUUUUGUUGGGUUGGGGUGGAGGUGGGGUUGUUGUGUUGGUGGGGGGGGGUGGUGUGUGUUGGUGGGGGGGGGGGUUGUUGUGGGUGUUGGGGUGUGGGGGGUUGUGGGGGGGUGUGGUGGGGGUUUGUUUGUUUUUGGGUGUGUUGGUUUUUUGGUGGGGUGUUUGGGUUGGUUGGUUUUUUUGUUGGGUUGUGGGUUUGUUGUUGGGGUAGGAAGAUGAGGUUGAGAAUAUUUUGGGGAAUUUGGUUUGUUGAGGUGGUUGGUGGUGGUUUGGGUUGUGGGUGUGUUUUUGUGUUGUUUGUUGGGGAGUGGUGGGGGGUUGGUGGGGUUGUGUUUGGUGGUGAUGGUGAGAUUGUGGUUUGGUGUGGUUAUGUAGUGUGUGUGAAAGAAGUGGUGGUUUAUGGGGUGGGGUGUUGUGGUGGUGGGGGUUGGGGUUGGGUUGUGUGGUUGUGUGGGGGUGGGUGGGGGGUGGUUGUUUGGGGUGGGGGUGGGUUUUUGGUUUGGUUGGUUUUGGUGGGAGGGUUUUGGGGGGUGGGUGGGUGGGGGGGUGUGGUUUUUGUGGUGGGGGGUGUGGGUUUAUUGUUUUUGUUGGGGGGGGGGUGUGUUUUUUUGUUUUGUUGUGUUGUUGGUGGGUGGUGUGGGUGUUUUUUGUGGGGUGGGGUGGGUAGGGUGGUUGGUGUGGUGUUUGUGGUGUGUGGGGGUGUGGGGGGGUGUGGGGUUGGGGUGGGUGUUGUGGUGGGGGGGGGGGGUGGGGGGUGGGUGGUGGUGGGGGUUUUGUUGGGUGGGGUGGUUUGGGGGGGUGGGUGGUGUGGGGUGUUGUGGGGGGGGUGGUGGUGGUGGGUGUGGGGGUGGUUGUUGUGGUGUGGUGGGGGGGGGGGGGUGGGGGUGGAGGGUGUGGUGUUGGGGGGGGGGGUGUGGGUGGGGGGGGGGGGGGUGGUGGGUGGGGGGGGGUUGGGUUGGGUUGUUGGGGGGUGGGGGGGGGGGGGUAGGGGGGUGGUGGGUGUGUUGGUGUGUGUUGGGGGGGGGUUUGGGGGGUGGGUGUUGGGUGGGGGUGUGGUGGGUGGGGGGUGUUGUUUGGUGUGUUGGGGUGUGGGUGUGUUUGUGGGUGGUGGUGGUUGA
Molecule: messenger RNA, 1632 nt
Organism: Knipowitschia caucasica
Lineage: Eukaryota; Metazoa; Chordata; Actinopteri; Gobiiformes; Gobiidae
Source: the annotation of a GenBank genome assembly